CCCUAACACAUUACUUACACUCAUCAAACAAAGCAUAAAAAAAAAUAUUCCAAAAACAAAAACACAUUUUGUUUUAAGAAUGGCAAACAUGAAAGUAGCAUGUGUUGUUUUGGUGAUGUGCAUGGUAAUUGCAUUUGCACCUAUGGCAGAAGCUGCAAUCUCAUGUGGAGCUGUAAAUGGUGCUCUUGCUCCAUGCAUUGUUUACCUUAGAGGUGGUCGUGGUCCAUCUCCGGCAUGUUGUGCUGGAGUUAGAAGACUAAAAGCCGUGGCGACAACCACACCUACUCGUCAGGCUGCUUGCAACUGCUUGAAAAGUGCUGCCCGUGGUAUUUCUGGUUUGAAUAACAACAACGCUGGUGCUCUUCCUGGUAGAUGUGGUGUUAGCAUUCCUUACAAGAUCAGUACCUCCACCAACUGUGCUAUCAUCAAGGCUUGAAGAAGCGGCUCAAAGAGUUAUGGAAACUUCUCACAAGUAUAUGAGAGUGCCCUUAUGUUAUUAAGAAUAAGAACUAAUCCCAAAAAAAAAGAAAAAAGAAUAAGAACUAGUGUGAUGGAGUAUCUUAGUGUUUGUUGUUUUAUGAAUGAAUUACAUCGCUAAAUAUUACAAUUGGGUUUUUUUCUUGCUUA
Messenger RNA from Trifolium pratense (red clover), 627 nucleotides. Its product is annotated as non-specific lipid-transfer protein 5-like. The record is from RefSeq and is a predicted model, not a curated record. Gene Ontology annotation, cellular component: membrane. Gene Ontology annotation, biological process: lipid transport. Gene Ontology annotation, molecular function: lipid binding. The coding region runs from base 80 to 436 and encodes 118 amino acids. NCBI's taxonomy places the organism in Eukaryota, Viridiplantae, Streptophyta, Magnoliopsida, Fabales, Fabaceae. The transcript has 2 exons.